Messenger RNA from Syngnathus typhle (broad-nosed pipefish), 1968 nucleotides. It is a transcript of the gene cuedc2, whose product is annotated as CUE domain containing 2. The record is from RefSeq and is a predicted model, not a curated record. The transcript has 9 exons. NCBI's taxonomy places the organism in Eukaryota, Metazoa, Chordata, Actinopteri, Syngnathiformes, Syngnathidae. Gene Ontology annotation, molecular function: ubiquitin binding. Bases 175 to 1026 code for a protein of 283 amino acids.
ACAAUGCGAGGAAAUGACGUCCCAAUGUUGUGAAUUGCUAAUAAGCUUCCACAAUCACACUGACAGCCACUAGGAGUCCACAAAUUCUACACAAACACUCUUCUCAGGAAUAUACUUGAAGCAACGUGAGGGCCCUUGAUGUCCUCACAAUUUCGGACGCAUUAGAAAACCACCAUGGACCUCCACAAAAUCAUCCACGGUGCGUUGCACGACUUCCUACAGUCUUAUAUCCCCGAUGCAGAUCUCAGUGCACUUGAUGAUGUCCUCUUGUCCUACAUCACUGGAGUUUUGGAAGAUCUUGGCUCCCAGCAAAGUGUUGAGGAGAAUUUUGACGUGGAGGUCUUUGGCGAGAUGCUGGAGGCGUACAUACCGGGAUUUGCGGAAAUUGACAGUGUAAAAGUGUGUGAAAUGAUGUUUAGCCUGGCGUCCACGCUAGCUACAGCUCGCACUUCAGUGGACGGAGAAAACGGCGUGCCAAAGACGGUAGACGGCUCGUUGAAAAUCGCCCCCCUCUUACCGAAUGAGGCCCCAUCUGGCAGGGAAAUGCAAUGCCUACAAACACAGACAGAGGGCGCCACAGCCGAGCUCCCCGUGUCCGAAUUGGAAAGCCAGGAGCAGCACCUUCUCGAGAUGUUCCCCAAGUGCAGUCUGUCGGAAGCCCGCAGCGCUCUGUCCAUUGCCAAAGGAGACAUGGAGGAAGCCGUGCGCCUCAUCAUUGAGGGCGAUGUCCAACUCAGCCCCACUCCGCUCAAUGUAAAUCAAGGGAAGAAUAUCUCAUCAGUGGCGGAUCACAAACUGAAAGAAAGCAUUCUUGAGAAGUACAUGCUGGUCGACAAUGAGGAGGACAAGAAAACGCAUCGACCGGUCGCCCCUAAAGAGGCUCCCAAAAAGCUGGUCCGCUACCACGGCAACCAGGUGGUGAGCACCAAAGGAGAACGCUAUCAGAUGGUAAAGAAGAACGAGACGGACGACAUGAAGAAGACCUACGUCAGCCUCAAGCCGGCUCGCAAAUAUCGAUUUCAUUGACAGCGCGGAGGGGCUGAUAUCAUCUUGACCUAUUUUGUUUUAUUUAUACAAUCGCUCUGGUUUGAAUCGGAUUUUUUCUUAAUCAAACACGAUGUUGUCAUGGUCCACAGUGCUUUUUUUGUUACAUUUUCUUCUGGAAUAUGUUGCAUAUUUAGUACCUGACUGUUUUUUAACGUUUGUGAGUGUUGAACUGAAGCAACGGUGUUUGCGCGUAUAUUAGCUAUUCGCUACUCGCAAAUUCGCCACCAAAGCCUUGUAUCAUGGAAAAGUAGUGCUUUGGUGCCAUCUUGUGACAUCUAGUUAGAAGUAUAGGUCGUUCGUGGCAGAUUACUAUAACAAUUUGUCAAGUUCUAGUGGUGCUUUAUAUAUUUUCCUAUUUCAAAUACUUGUCACUGACAUUUUGUUUGUUUUUGCCGUAGCGCAAAAAACAACAGACUGACUUCUGAUCGUUUGCACUGUGGUUUCCCUUCAGUUAAAUAACGCAUUGUUAUAUUAUGUUACAAUAUUGUGAACUCGUGUUUUGGAGCACUCCAUGUUUUAGCUUUGCGGGUAUAUUUAUUAUUAGAUGACUUUUCUAUUAUUGCACCGUGUCUCUGUAUUUUUCCAAAUGAAAUAUAAACUAGAUAAAUGUUGGUGCCUGAUGAAAAAUGUCAAAAUUGUGGUUUUAUCCAAAAGGGGGGAAAAAAAUAGAUAAAGCCACAAAUUUUGACGUUUUUUUUAGACGAUAAGCUUGAACAAAAGUAACGAUUGAAGAUGCCCAGAACUCAAUUGUGAUUUUACUGGAGUCUCUUUAAUUCCUAAUUAAAUAACAGCAGUGGUGUUUGUGACAGAUCUGAUGAUCGGUUUUACUGUGCCGUGUGCGGUGGCUCUUGACUGAACAUGUAACUCCCUUGCUUUGACGAAAACGCACAAUUUAUAAUAAAGACUAAUUUUGUAGACUAA